AUGUCAAAGGUAUCCGCCAAUGAUCUACCAACCAGGAGAGCAACUCCACUCAUUCCUAUCCCCAUGACCAUUUAUGAAAUAAGGGAUGGAUAUCAUUGGCCCCCUACCAUCGGCUCCAGAAUGCCUGCCAAGAUCGUAUGCGACAAUGGAAAGCAAUUCGCCGGCAGCAAAAUGACAAAGUUUUUUGAAGAUCACAAAAUAAAACGAAUCUUGUCAAUACCGUAUCAUCCUAGUGGGAACGGACAAGCCGAAUCGACAAACAAGACCGUCCUCCAAAAUCAGAAGAAAAGAUUGAGCGAAGACAAAGGGAAAUGGCGAGAAGUAUUGCUCGAGGUCCUUUGGGCGUAUCGAACAACGUCGAAAUCUAGUACAGGGGAAACACCGUUCUCUUUAGUCUACAGUGUCGAAGCUCUGAUCCCGGUUAAAGUCGGGGAACCUAGCUUUAUGUUUCGGUAUGCAAUGGAAGAGGCAAACCACGAGGCUAUGAAUAUGAGUGUUGAAUUGCUAGAUAAAAGGCGGGAAGCCACCCGCAUUCGAAUGGCCGCAGAGAAACAGUGGUUCGGGAGGUAUUAA
Molecule: messenger RNA, 573 nt
Organism: Nicotiana tabacum (common tobacco)
Lineage: Eukaryota; Viridiplantae; Streptophyta; Magnoliopsida; Solanales; Solanaceae
Source: RefSeq, a predicted model, not a curated record